Messenger RNA from Bufo gargarizans (Asiatic toad), 4290 nucleotides. RefSeq names its product RH-like protein. Gene Ontology annotation, molecular function: ammonium channel activity. Gene Ontology annotation, biological process: ammonium transmembrane transport; ammonium homeostasis. Lineage: Eukaryota; Metazoa; Chordata; Amphibia; Anura; Bufonidae. The record is from RefSeq and is a predicted model, not a curated record. Gene Ontology annotation, cellular component: plasma membrane. Bases 47 to 1291 code for a protein of 414 amino acids. The transcript has 10 exons.
UAGGCUGAGAAAAAGACUUUUUUUAUUAUUCUUUUGGCAUCUAAAAAUGGCACCAAGAUAUUCUGCCAGCCUGAGAGGUCGCCUGCCAUGGGUACUUCUUCUGUUACAGUCACUUUUUAUACUUGUUUUUAUGGUCUUUUUCCCCCAAGGCUACAAAUUGGAAAAAAGUGUGAAUGGGUAUUCAGCAUUGCAAGAUGUGACUGUCAUGGUUUUCCUUGGACUUGGAUUCCUUUUCGGAUUCCUAAAAAUGUUUGGAUUUAGCGGAAUUGCUUUCAACUUUUUGAAUGCAGCAAUAGGAUUACAGUGGGCCAUUAUUUUAGAAACCUUAAUAUUUAAGAACUCCGGUGAAAUUCAAAGCAUUGGCAUAAACAGCUUAAGAAAAGGCCUAAUGAGCAUUUUUCCAGUCUUAAUCUCAUGUGGCGUAGUCUUAGGAAAAGUGAAUCCUCUACAGUUGGUUGUGAUGACAAUGCUUGAACUACCUAUAUUUACUGCAAACAGAUACAUUAUGAUACAUUAUCUUACGAUGACUAAUCAUAAUAGCAUGAUGCAUGGUCAUAUUUUUGGGGCAUAUUUUGGGCUUGCCGUGUCAUGGUCAAUGAUACCACCUUUAACUGGAAACAAGGCUAGUGAAGAGAAUGAGAAAUCUACACCCAUCUCACAACUUUUUUCCAUUUUGGGAACUCUAUUCCUGUGGAUGUUCUGGCCUUCAUUUAACUCUAUAACAUUGACUGAUCCCCACCAGUUAAGAAACGCUGUCUACAAUACAUUUUUCGCUCUGGCCACUAGCACUGUCACAGUGUUUUCUGUAUCUGCACUACUGCACCAGGAGGGGAAAUUUAAAAUGGCCAAUGUCCGAAAUGCAAUACUGGCAGGUGGGGUUUCAGCUGGAUUUAUAGCUCAUAUGGUUCAGUAUCCAUGGAUUUCCAUGGCCCUAGGAUUAAUAGCUGGAAUAGUCUCCACAACUGGCUUUACAUACCUACAGAACACUAUGAAUUUAAUCACAUUGGUACACGAUACAUGUGGAAUUCACUAUACUUUUGGAAUGCCGGGACUUCUUGGAGGUAUAGCCUAUACAGUCAUAAUCCUAACGGCAGACAUUGACAUAUCAAUAUCAAGAUUUCAAGCACUUGUUGGUGUUGGCUGUAUCCUUCUAACAUUGAUGCUAAGCCUAGGUGGUGGAAUUCUUACAGGUCUCCUGCUUAAAUGUAAGCUACUGAGGCCACCAAAGGAAUGGCAUUUCUUUCAUGAUCAGUCAUAUUGGGAGUUUCCCCAUGUGGACUCCCAUAUCUGACCAGGAUUACAGAUGACCCCCACAGCUGUCUAUCUUAACAAUUUUCUCAAUCUAUAUUUAUAAUAUAUAAUCAAAAAUGCAACUGCUGGGUUUAAAAUAACAGUGACUAUAAUCUAGACUACAUUAUGUAGGCAUUUUUUAUUAAAGACGUUUUAGGAUAACUUAACAAGGUUUUCCACCUUUUACCCACCCACCACCGCGACCAAUUAGCUGUUUCUGCAGAAGCUCCCAGUGCUAGAACCAUAACAGCUGAUGGAUCUGGACGCAGAAUGCUCAGUCUACUAUGUAGUAAAGUAGCUGUAAUACAAAAUUGGUUAUGUUAGCGGCUCACCCCUUUUCUUGCUCUGGAUAAAGAUGCUCUGGCUCUAUGACUCACCCCGUCAAACCUAGUUAUAUGUAUUAUUGUAGACAGGCACUAUCCAGAGACAUCAGAUUCAUGUCAUCCAUAUAUUCUUUAAUUAUAGCAAAUAUAAAGGACUAUAUAUACACAGCACAAGACAGCUGCAUAUCCUAAGCUGGCCCUGGCCCAGUCUACACAGCAAAGCUGACACAAGAACUGCACGAUACAGGAAAUAGCCUAUGGUGUGUUCUGUUAAGGCUAGGUAAAAUAAAUAGAAGACAACACAAGACAAGUGGUGUUGUUCACACCAAGUCUUUAUGUAAAAAAUUAUUACUUUCCCAUAAUUGUGACAAAUAUAAGGUGGGACAGGUUACAACAGUAUACAUAUACAUAAGGAGUACAUAGGGAGGUGGCUAGCAGCCAUGUGCCUCUGGUGCCUUGGCAGCACAUACUGAUACAGGCCUUUGUCAAAAUCUGCAUAUUUAGGGCUCAUGCACACUACAGUUUGCCCUCCGAGACAUACGGUCCAUAUAUCCCGGAGCAGCAAACAUCAUGCGCACAGCAUCAUAGGUUACUAUGAUACUGUGCGCAUCGGGCCGCCCGCAGGACUAUUGUCCUGCUCUUAUAUGAUCAUAUGAGUGUAGGACAAUAGUCCCACGGGCGGCCCGAAGUGCACAGUAUCAUAGUAACCUAUGACGCUGUGCGCUCCCGUCGCACGAUGUAUGCCGCUCCGGGACAUAUGGCCCGCUCACGGACCGUAUGUCUCGGAGGGCAUACAGUCGUGUGCAUGAGCCCUGAUUAUGAAGGAAAGGCUAGCUACAACUGUACAUAUAUUUAUAUUCAGAUCUGAAAAGAGGAAUGGGGUUAAUUUUAGUUAGUGUGUGUAGUUGUAGUUUCACAACCGGUGGAUUUCCAGAGAUGGCUUCCAUUCCGUGGCAAUAAUGCUACUUCCUGUUCAUUCUGCUUGCCUUUUUUCAUAUGGACAGGAGACAAAGUGGCACAGCACUUUCCUAGGACCCCCACCAAUCAGACACUGAUGAUAAAUUUCCCCCGACCUAUCAAACAUCCUGGUGGUAUUAUCUAUGAUGAGAUAACCUUUUUAAAGAGGCUCUGUCACCUGGUGCAAGCAUAUCUUACUUAGCAUAUAGCCAAGUAGGGCUGAUAACGCUGACAAAAAUAUGCUAAUGAGCAAAAGGAGCACUCGGAGGAAUAAGCACUCCGAGCACUGCUUCUGUGACACCCAUGUAAUUAUACUGCCGCCCUUAUUCUAAUAAUCACACCACCAAUCCCUUUCACUGACAGCACUAGACCCCCUGGUCUAGCGAUGAGAACCCUCGCCUGUGCACUCGCAUCUAUGACGGCGUGUGCGCACUAGAGGAAUACACUAGCCAAGAGGAAUGGGAAAUGUCCAGUGCGCGCGCGCCGCAGUGGGUCUAGCGCUGUCAGUCAAAGGGAUUGGGGGUGUGAUUAUUAGAAGGGCGGCAGUAUAAUUACAUGGGCGUCACAGAAGCAGUGCUCGGAAGGCUUAAGCCCGACUCCGAGUGCUCCUUUUGCUCAUUAGCAUGUUUUUAAAAGUAGAUUUUCCUGCCAAACCAGACCUAAUAGAAGAAGAAGAAAGGUAUGCUUUUUGUCAGCGUAAUCAGCCCUACCUGGCUAUAUGCCAAGUAGGGUAUGCUAGCACCAGGUGACAGAGCCUCUUUAAGUAACUUUUUAGCUGUAACUACUUUUCAUGCAUAUAAUAGGAAUCAUUUGUAUUAUUAUUUUAAUAACAUUUUUUCUAUGACUUUAUAAUGUGUUUGAUUUUUUUUCCUUAACAUUCACUGUAGCUUUGUUUUUCUCCAUGUUGGUCUUUCUCUUGGAAUUGUGUAUUAUAUAAUGCAACAAAAUCUGACUAUAAUAUUAUAUAUAUAUAUAUAUAUAUAUAUAUAUAUACACACACACACAUAUAUACGUAGAGAGUCAUAAAACAACUUUUAAUAAAAAUAUCCAAAAGGCCCAAAUUAAACUCACACCACAGCAACACAAAUUUCUUUAGAGAAUUCAGGAACAUGUGUAUGGUAUAGCUCCAAUGCAGAAGUCAAAGAGUGGAGAUAUGCAGCAGGUAUAGUUAGUCCCUAUGUGGUUUCUAGAAGAACCUAAUCUUUUCUCUUAGUCUAGUCCCUGAGGCCUCGGGCAGGAACCUUGCCGUCCUGGUAUGUCUAUACCAGGCAUGCUCAACCUGCGGCCCUCCAGCUGUUGCAAAACUACAACUCCCAGCAUGCCCGAACAGCCUAUAGCUAUGAGCAUGGCAUUGCGGGAGUUGUAAUUUUACAACAGCUGGAGUGCCACAGGUUGAGCAUGCCUGGUCUAUACUAUAUCUUUAUAAUAAGAUCCCAAACCAGUUUAAACACCAGUACUGGCUUUUAUUAAACACUUUAUUUAUUCUUACAAAAUCCAUACAUAGAAACCACAGAGUAUUUGUGUUAAAACUAAAAGUGCAAGGACUUGUAUAAAGUUAAUAACAGCUUACAAUACAAGUAUUCGUCCAACAUUCAUAGUAGCAAAGAGGUUGGGGUCUGAAAAAAGUCAUAUGGGAAUGUGCAAAGCGAUGUAAUGUGUGGGUGUUCUUUAUUGCCAUAAAUCUUCAGUCCGACCAAACUUGAAAACCAGCCCCCUGUAA